GAACAAUGAUUACUGAUUAAUGACAUGAUUGUCCACUUUGUAGAUGUUCUUCAGCUUCUGUGAGAAGAACGUGGAUUAUGAAACGUUCAAAGCACUCGACGAUGCGUGUCUUGUCUAUGACGGCCGACUUGUGAUUGAUGCCAACUUCCACACCAAUGACGUCGCCAUCAGAGCGGCUGGCCCCCUCACCAAAUUCUCCAAUAGAUAUUACGCAUACGAGUGGACUCACAGCAACUUCAGUUCCAAAGAAAUCGGCUUUCACCUGGCGGCAGCUGUGCUCAGUCUCUUUGACCCGACCCUUGAGCCUGUGACUGAGCUGCCAGAUGAUCUUGACCUACCCAUUCCCAUGUACAAGGGAGCCAAGAUCCAAGGAGGCAUUCUUCCUGGGUCUUACCAUUAUCUGCAUAUUGCCAAGCCUGCCAUUCCAAUUCCCGUGGAGGUACAAAUGUUACAGCCUGAUUUUGUGAGUAGUAUUCCUAAAUUUUACUUUGCUUUCAAGUAUAACACUUUGUUUACAGGAAGGUGAAAUUAUUUACUCAAAGUCUUUAGUGUAAUGUGUUGGUUCCCACUAUAGCAUCAGCCCCCAAGAUGGCCCCAGUGAUUCUUGCCCCUCGGUCCUCACGUCCCGUGAGGCCCCUCCCAUGUUGAGUAGGGCUGACCUGUGUAGCCAACAGGAAGUUGUGGAAAUGACAGUGUGUGACUUCCAAGGCUAGGUUGUGAAAGAUACUAUGGCUUCCAACUUGCACCCUCCUUGAUCACUUGCUGCCAUGCUGUAAUGUCACCCAGGCAGCCCUCUGGAGAGGUCCAUGUAGUAAGGAACUGAGGAUUCCUGCAGCAGCCAUUCUCAGUUUGCCGUCUUUAACAGUGGGCUGCCUGGCAGUGGAUUCUCCAGCCCCAGUCAAG
Galeopterus variegatus (Sunda flying lemur) is the source of this 903-nucleotide messenger RNA. RefSeq lists its product as uncharacterized. Bases 44 to 526 code for a protein of 160 amino acids. Lineage: Eukaryota; Metazoa; Chordata; Mammalia; Dermoptera; Cynocephalidae. The transcript is spliced from 2 exons. The record is from RefSeq and is a predicted model, not a curated record.